This is a messenger RNA of Acanthoscelides obtectus, 465 nucleotides long. The record is from the annotation of a GenBank genome assembly. Lineage: Eukaryota; Metazoa; Arthropoda; Insecta; Coleoptera; Chrysomelidae.
AUGGAGCAUAUAUAUUUACCAGAACCAACAGAGAAUAUAUGGAAAAAAUGUGCUGAAGAAUUUGAAAGUAGAUGGGGAUUUCCCAAUUGCAUUGGCAGCGUGGACGGUAAACAUGUAACAAUCAAGAGACCUAACAACAGUGGCUCCAAUUACUGGUGCUAUUUACAUGAAUAUUCAAUAGUACUUAUGGCCAUUGUUGGCCCGGACUAUAAAUUUAUAUGUGUUGAUAUUGGUGGUUUCGGAAAAAAUAGUGAUGGGGGUAUUUUCGAAACCUCAAACAUGGGAAAACGAUUUGAACAAAAUUUAAUGAGUGUCCCUGCACCUAGAUUUCUCCCUGGGCAAAAUGAAAUCUGCUCGUACGUCUUAAUUGGUGAUGAAGCAUUUGCUUUAAAACCAUACCUUAUGAGACCAUUUCCUUAUAAGCAGACUUUAACAGACGUCAGAAAAGAGAAAUACAAUAUGUAG